CAACUCGCGCAUGCGCUCUGCGGUCAUCACAGUAUGAAGAGUGCAGUGUUCAAGUAACGUUAGCGCGAGAGAUGAAGACUCCUCCAGACAGGCCAGGAAUCACCUUUGAGGUCGGAGCUCAGCUAGAGGCCCGGGACCGCCACAAGAACUGGUACGCCGCCACCAUCGAGAAGAUCGACUACGACAAGGAGCGGAUCCAGGUCCACUACCGCCAGUGGAGCCGCAGACAUAACGAGUGGUUUGAUUGGACGUCUGCGUACCUGCGGCCGCUGGAGCGAGUCAGCCUGAGGAGGCGGGGCCUGAACCCAGCGUGCUCCCAGCCGAUGUUGGUGUCAGGUACCAAGGUUCUGGCCUGCUGGACCGACUGUCGCUUCUACCCGGCCAAAAUCCUCCGAGUCAACAAGGACGACUCCUACACCGUGCGGUUCUUUGACGGCGUGGUUCUGACUGUGAAGCCCACCAAGAUCAAACCCUUCAAAGACAAGGCCAGACGUGAGAAAGGUGCGUUGGGAAGCGAGGGAUGGGAGGAAGGGGAGAGCGAGGAGGAAGAGAAGGAUAAGAGGAAGGAGGAGGAAAUGGAGGAGGACGUGACAUCAGAGGAGAAGGAGGAAGUGACAUCAGAGGAGAAGGAGGCAGUCACGUCGGAGGAGAUGAAGAGGAAGGCAGAACCUUCAUCCUCCCAUCCACCUGCGAAGAAGAAAGCAGACGACAUAAUGACUCCUGUCCCAGGUGGAAGCAGUGGAGCUCAGAAUCAGCCAAUCACAGCUGACUCUCCUCAGCCAGGCCCUCCUAACUCCGCCCACAUCGACAAAGACGUCCUGUUGGAGCGUCAGGCUCACCUCCCUACUACACACAAGUUCAGCAGAGAGCCACUGUACCGAGUGAUAAAGAACCAGCCUCCUCCCAUUCUCUCCAUCGAGUUGGACCACAACCCCUUCAAGUGUCCCGCAGCCGGCUGCUCCAAGUCCUUCAGGAAGGCCAGCCUGCUGCACUACCACAUCAAGUACUACCACUCCGAGCAGCCGCUGGACGGGCGCGGCGAGCACGAGCCGCCCAGGAGGAAGCGCUCAUCUUCUAAAGGCGGUGACUUCCUGUCAGAGGACCAGAACAGCUCCGGUCAGCCGGACGACAGAGAGCACUGCAUCAUGGGAACAGAAGUGAAGAUGGAAACAGAGAACGACAACAUGGGAGAACAGGACAGGAAGGAGAGCAAGAACUUCCUCAGAGUCAAACUCAAGAAGAAGAAAAAGAAGAAGAAGAGGAAGAAAAGCCAGUCAGGAUUCGGCAGCAGCGAUGAUGAGAACUCAAACCAACCUGCCAUCACUGUGAAGCUGCCCUCUGAACACCACAACACACACACACCAGCUGACGACGGCAGCGAUUGGUCGACGCUCACAGCGGAGAGCGGGGAGGACACGUCCUCUUGGCCCGUUGCUAUGGAGACAGAGGAGUGUGAGCUGGUGAGGUGUGUGUGCGAGGUGGACGAGGAGAACGACUUCAUGAUCCAGUGUGAGUCGUGUCUGUGCUGGCAGCACGGUACCUGUAUGGGUCUAUAUGAAGACAACGUCCCUCACAACUACACCUGCUACUACUGCAGACACUCUGCAGGCUGGAGGCGGGCUCAGCGGAUCCUGUCAGAACCUGAUUUGCUGAUAUCUGGUCACAUGUUCGGCCUGUCGUGUGUGAAGGAGAACUACUCAGAGAUCAACGCCUCCAAGAUCUCUCACACCAGCAGCCUGCUGGCACACACACACGUCCUGGGACAGGUCCUCCGCGGCCUGCAGCUCAAAGUCAGCCUGCUGCACGCUCCGUCCCACCCUGACCUGCAGCUGUGGAGGUUGCCAUGGCGACAAGAGGACGGCCUGAGGCUGGCGUCCAGCCCGAGAGCAGAGACGGCCGUCUGCUACGUCAGCAGUGAGCACUGCUACCAGAAGCCUGGAGCAUCAUGGGAAAACUCCGAGGGGAAGGAAAUAAAGCCUGAAGAUGUCGACACCAAACCAGCUGAUGUCACGAGAGAUACAGACACGCACUGCACACACUCAGACUGCUGUGCACACACUCAGACACACACACACCCCCAGACACACACUCAGACACACACUCACCCCCAGACACACACUCAGACACACAAUCACCCUCAGACACACACCCAGACACACACUCAGACACACACUCAGACACACACACACCCCCAGCAGCCGGCGGAGCCUCGUGCGGCGUCCGAGGCCGAGUGUCGGCUGAACCUGCUGGAUCACGUGGAGUCUCUUCACCACCAGAUCAGCUCCAGGAUGGACCUGAUCGAGAGAGAGCUCGACGUGUUGGAGUCCUGGUUGGACCACUCGGGAGAGCUGGAACCUCCGGACCCUUUGUCCCGCCUCCCGCAGCUCAAACAGCGAAUCAGGCGGCUGCUGCAGGACCUGUGCACCGUGAGACACCUGUCGGUGUGGCGCUGACACCCGUCACCCCCCCCCCACCCCACCCCCCCGAACUCUGAGCCCUGACCUUUGACCCUGCUGUCUCUGCCAACCAGACACACAGACAGACACACAGACAGACACACAGGCAGACACACAGGCAGACAGACUCGUAGAGAGAGAGUCAUGUCUCUGAGAGAGUCGAGUCUGAGCGAGUCGUGUCUCUGAGUGAGUCUCUGAGUGAGUCUCUGAGAGAGUCGUGUCUCUGAGUCUUGGAGAGACGCUGCUGCGGCCGCGGGACAGAACAGCGGGGCCUCCGGUGGACAAAGCGAGGUUGAUCCAUUUGUAUAAGAAGGGUCUGAACAGAUUUUAUUUUGUUAAACAUCACGAAGGUACCGGAACAUUUCCCAACCCGCGUGCUGUGAUUAUUGAUUAUUGAUUAUUGAUUUAGAACUACACCAGGGCUGGAUACCAACACCGGGACUCUGAUACCGGUUCCUAAUCAAUACUGUUUUGGAUACCAAGUUUAUAAAACAACAAGAAAUGACAACAU
Messenger RNA from Sander lucioperca (pikeperch), 2967 nucleotides. RefSeq names its product PHD finger protein 20-like. Gene Ontology annotation, cellular component: NSL complex; nucleus. NCBI's taxonomy places the organism in Eukaryota, Metazoa, Chordata, Actinopteri, Perciformes, Percidae. The coding region runs from base 72 to 2453 and encodes 793 amino acids. The transcript is spliced from 18 exons. The record is from RefSeq and is a predicted model, not a curated record. Gene Ontology annotation, biological process: regulation of transcription by RNA polymerase II.